GGCGGGAAUCACUUUUCUGUUUCAGUGCGCUUAUUUUACGGAUCUAAUUACCGUACUGCCAAUAUGCUAUUUCAUAUAAUUUUGCGUUGGUAUCGUUUUUGAAGUUUCCAUUGUUUUGCGAGCCUUAAAAUGGAUAAAAAAAGAACAAGGUUUUCUCUUUCUCGUAAGCGCAAGAAAAGCAACACAGAUGUAGAAGACGCGAACAGAGACGUUUGCCUUUUAGAUGAAAGCUCAGAAAAAAUAGUUCUUUCCUUGGAUGAAAUUUCCAUUGAAUCGAAAGAGAACCGUACGAAGAUUCCAUUUACAGAUAGAAACGUCGAGUCCUCUACGCAACAUAACAAUGCAAAGAAGAGUAUAGCAACAUGGUUCAAGAAACCGUACAGCCCAAAGACUGUUUCCUGUCCAAUGUGUGGAAAAGUUGUUAUACUUUCCAAGAUAAACCAACAUUUGGAUAACAAUUGUAAAAGCUAUUUUGGACAGCAUAGCCAUAGUUCAAGUAAAGCAACAUCUACAUGUAAAGCAAACAAACUGCCUGGCUCUAAUAGUCAUAGAGAGUCAGAGGAGAAAGGAACAGUUUCAGUAACUUCUCAAGAUAAAACUGCCUCAGCUAAAGGCUUUAAAGUUGAUGCCAAACGUCCACAAUCAAGGGAUGAAAAGUCUACUCUAUGGGAAGUUUCUUCUGCAUCAGAAACUGCAAUAAUCCAUGACUCUGAUAUUGCCACUCUGGAGAAAAAGGCAGAUAAGAUAGUCAGAAAGAAAGACAAUUGUGACACUUUAAAUAAUGGUUGUGAUGUUGCAUGUGGUGGCAUUGCUGAGCAAGAGUCUUCAAGUCAAUGCUCCUUUGCUAAAUGUGUGGCUGAAGCAGAGGAAACAUUGACUCAAAACAGUGGCAAUUUACAAACAAAACAAAUGGAUUUACUAUCAGAUCAGUCAAAUUGUCCCACAACAGAAGGACAUAACAAAAGCCUGUCUGAAGAAAAUUCAGAAGAUGUUAAUAACCAUGAAAACAAAGAUUAUGAGCCAUAUUACCUAGCUAAUUUCAAGUUAGUUUUAAACAAUGUGUUGUCAAAUGAGGACGACAGGAAGUUGUUUGAUGAGUCAGACAAUCAUAUUAUUGAUACAUUUAAUGGAAUGUCUCCAGAGGAACAGAAGUUGUAUAUACGUCUUUUCCAACGUAAACGUGGCUGGUUUAGGUGCAGCAAGUUGGAAUACCCAAAAAUUAGCAGCAAUUUAACACCGAUUUUAAACUCUCUUGUGGAAAAAGGUUUUUUAGAAGACCAAGGUCAACUCACAGAACUCAGAGAGACGUUAAACCUUAUAGCAUCUCCAGAGUUGAAACAUUUGGGCAAAUCUCUUAACAUUUCCUCAAAAUCUGCUGGACAGAAAGGAGUGACCAAGGAGGACACAAUAGAAAUGAUAGUAAACCAUGCUGAAAACCAGAAGACACUCUUUGGAAGCCUUAAAGGUGUUGUUUUGAAAAAAGCUAAGCACACCCUUGGAUGUUGUGUCAGACUGGCUGCUGAUCCCAGGGAAGUGUUUUGCCGACUGCUGUUGUUGUUUACCAUGAAUGUCAUUCCAGAUGAUGAGGAUACCACAAACAAUGGACAAGCUCAGCAACUGUCAACACUCUACCUUGCUAACAUCGGCAAAGUUGUCUACCCAGCGUACGUGAUUGACAGACCCACACCUGUGUUCCAUUCUCGUGACAGUCUCAUUACAUUUGCAGAAGCAUACCAGCAAAAGCAUGAAAUGCUUGUAGCACUAGAAAAUAAUGAUUUUGAGCAAGCAUACAGCUAUUAUCCUGAAGCAUCAAAGAAAUUCAGUGAUAUUCUUGCAAAACUGAAAGACAAUUCAGAAAUUUCAGCUGUGCUCCUCUCAGAACACUUGCGAUGCUUCAGUGCGGAGUGGGCCAUCACUAAGAUGUGUUAUUAUGGAGUUGAAGUCUUACAGAAGUGGCGGCGAUAUGAUGAAGCUGUCAAUCAACUGCAAACUUUGCUUCAGCAAGAUGUGUUUUGUUUUGAUUCUCGUGGACGCUGGUAUGACAGACUUGCGCUGAAUUUGCAUCAGCAUUUAAAACAACCUGAAAAGGCUAUGGUGGUUAUCAGACAGGGUUUAUCAGAUCCACAUGUUCGAUUUGGGCGUCGGCUUGCACUGAUACAGAGAGCUAGGCGUAUCCUCUCUUCACCUGCGUUUCAAAAAGGAAAGAAGAAAAAGUGCGAAGAGUUUGCAGACCUUGAUUUAGAGGAACCAAACCCGUCCAAAAGUAUCACCAUCUCUGGGACAAGAUGUGCUGAGCUUGGUGUCUUCAUUUCUCCUGAGAUUGACCAAAGUGGCCAAGUUAUUGAUGGUACAAAAACAUUCUGUGCAGUGGAGGAAUAUGCCUUGUCAUAUUACCGGCAGCAGGGAUUUGAUCAGGGAAUCCAUGGUGAAGGAUCAACCUACUCCUCACUCUACUGCUUGUUCAUGUGGGAUAUUAUUUUUGCAGGUGUCAUUCCUGAUGUUUUUAGAAGUCCUUUCCAGGUAUUUGAUAAUAGUUCAACUGUAACUGUAAUCUGUUCAGAAAGAAUUUACCAGUGUAAACCUGUUUANCCGAUUUUAAACUCUCUUGUGGAAAAAGGUUUUUUAGAAGACCAAGGUCAACUCACAGAACUCAGAGAGACGUUAAACCUUAUAGCAUCUCCAGAGUUGAAACAUUUGGGCAAAUCUCUUAACAUUUCCUCAAAAUCUGCUGGACAGAAAGGAGUGACCAAGGAGGACACAAUAGAAAUGAUAGUAAACCAUGCUGAAAACCAGAAGACACUCUUUGGAAGCCUUAAAGGUGUUGUUUUGAAAAAAGCUAAGCACACCCUUGGAUGUUGUGUCAGACUGGCUGCUGAUCCCAGGGAAGUGUUUUGCCGACUGCUGUUGUUGUUUACCAUGAAUGUCAUUCCAGAUGAUGAGGAUACCACAAACAAUGGACAAGCUCAGCAACUGUCAACACUCUACCUUGCUAACAUCGGCAAAGUUGUCUACCCAGCGUACGUGAUUGACAGACCCACACCUGUGUUCCAUUCUCGUGACAGUCUCAUUACAUUUGCAGAAGCAUACCAGCAAAAGCAUGAAAUGCUUGUAGCACUAGAAAAUAAUGAUUUUGAGCAAGCAUACAGCUAUUAUCCUGAAGCAUCAAAGAAAUUCAGUGAUAUUCUUGCAAAACUGAAAGACAAUUCAGAAAUUUCAGCUGUGCUCCUCUCAGAACACUUGCGAUGCUUCAGUGCGGAGUGGGCCAUCACUAAGAUGUGUUAUUAUGGAGUUGAAGUCUUACAGAAGUGGCGGCGAUAUGAUGAAGCUGUCAAUCAACUGCAAACUUUGCUUCAGCAAGAUGUGUUUUGUUUUGAUUCUCGUGGACGCUGGUAUGACAGACUUGCGCUGAAUUUGCAUCAGCAUUUAAAACAACCUGAAAAGGCUAUGGUGGUUAUCAGACAGGGUUUAUCAGAUCCACAUGUUCGAUUUGGGCGUCGGCUUGCACUGAUACAGAGAGCUAGGCGUAUCCUCUCUUCACCUGCGUUUCAAAAAGGAAAGAAGAAAAAGUGCGAAGAGUUUGCAGACCUUGAUUUAGAGGAACCAAACCCGUCCAAAAGUAUCACCAUCUCUGGGACAAGAUGUGCUGAGCUUGGUGUCUUCAUUUCUCCUGAGAUUGACCAAAGUGGCCAAGUUAUUGAUGGUACAAAAACAUUCUGUGCAGUGGAGGAAUAUGCCUUGUCAUAUUACCGGCAGCAGGGAUUUGAUCAGGGAAUCCAUGGUGAAGGAUCAACCUACUCCUCACUCUACUGCUUGUUCAUGUGGGAUAUUAUUUUUGCAGGUGUCAUUCCUGAUGUUUUUAGAAGUCCUUUCCAGGCUGCACCUUUAGACAUAUGUUUUGACUCAUUUUACACCAGCCGCAAGGAAAUGAUUGUCAAGAGGUUGGAAGAGAUAACAGCAGCACCAGUCAAGAAACUUCAGGAAAUACUUGUCAAGACAUGGAAUAAUCAUGAAAGCGAGCUUUGUGCAGGCCUCAACUGGGAUCGGUUCACAAAUGUAGAACAAGCGAAGCAACUGGUGGCUUGUCUGGGUGGCCAGGUGUUAUCAGGCAUAUUUACUCGGUUCGCUCAAGGUUAUCGCUAUCAUCGAUCUGGUUUGCCUGACCUAGUGGUGUGGAAUUCGUCUACUUUGGAUUACAUGAUUGCUGAGGUCAAGGGACCUGGAGACAAGCUCUCUACUAAGCAACAAAUCUGGCUUGAUGUGUUGGCAUCACUUGGAGCGAAUGUUGAAGUCUGUUAUGUCACUGCUGUAGGUGCCAAGCGCCUUAAAGUUUCAAAGUAAAAUACAGUCGACGAGGAAACUAUUACCCAGUCUGCAAUGGUAAUAAAGGAGUUACUUAAACAUUCCUACCAUUAUUGUCAAGUGGUGUUAUGAAAUUUCCAUUCUCAGCGCUAAAUGUUAUAGCGAUUUCUUGCAUCUCCUCGUUGUUUUAUGUUUGUCUGUUUGUCUGUUUGUUUGUUUGUUUGUUUGUUUCCUUCUUGUAAGACUUGAUAUUUUCAUCGGUGUACAUAGACAAUUUAAUUUGUAUUUUGAGAAUACUGCAUAUAAUUUACAUAUUUAAAUACUUCAUUUUUAUAUCAUUUUCAAUAGUGAGCCUGAGAUUUCUUUGAAGUGAUAAAUAUGAGGUUAUCCUCGAAAAGCCGUAACGAGUUUGUGAAGCUUUACAAACUCUUUGUAGUGACUG
This is a messenger RNA of Orbicella faveolata, 4741 nucleotides long. Its product is annotated as fanconi-associated nuclease 1-like. Gene Ontology annotation, biological process: interstrand cross-link repair. Gene Ontology annotation, molecular function: flap-structured DNA binding; 5'-3' exonuclease activity; 5'-flap endonuclease activity. Lineage: Eukaryota; Metazoa; Cnidaria; Anthozoa; Scleractinia; Merulinidae. The record is from RefSeq and is a predicted model, not a curated record. Gene Ontology annotation, cellular component: nucleus.